Lachancea nothofagi CBS 11611 is the source of this 1419-nucleotide messenger RNA. The record is from the annotation of a GenBank genome assembly. NCBI's taxonomy places the organism in Eukaryota, Fungi, Ascomycota, Saccharomycetes, Saccharomycetales, Saccharomycetaceae.
AUGCUUGGAGGAGUUCUAAUAAAAAGCGUUGGCAAAAUGCCGCGCUACAAUGCAACUCGAAUGGCCACAAGGCUGAUGGCUCGGACAUCUUUGAACAGAAAACCGCUGGAAAUGACCGCUUCGAACGCUGCAGCAUCAAAACAAGACGCUGCCAAACCCGCUUCCGACGCUCAUUUACAGCAGCUAUCGAUGAAAGAGCUGGUCUCGCUCGGUGUCAUCGGUUUCGCAACCAUCAAUAAGCCCAUGCUGGACCUGGUGCUCAAAAUCUUUCCCUUUGUUCCCGUGUGGGCCAUGAAACUGCUGGUUUCGUCACUUUAUUGCGGCGGCGACAACUUCCAAGAGGUGCGGGACACUGGCAAAAGAUUGCAGGCUCGGGGCAUCAACAACGUCAUGCUUUCACUUACCAUCGAAGAUGCCGAAGGAACCAAGAACAUAGACAUCAAUCACAUCGUCACUGAAACUAUUUCGUCGAUCCAUAAUAUCCUCAAACCUCAUCUUCAAGAACAACUUGCUAAUGUCUCUGACGUCAACAGCAUUCCUCCAGGCUAUAUAGCCUUGAAGCCCUCUGCGCUGGUGUCAAACCCUUACCAAACUUUGCUACAUUUCAAUGACCCUCAGUGGAAAGCGCAGCGUGAUUCAUUGAUAAACAACUGUUCUGCAAUUACCCAGGAGGUCUACAACUUGAACCAAGAAUUCGGCAAGCUGUACCCACAACGUAAGACUCCAUUUUUUGUGUCUGUUAUUGAUGCUGAAAAGUACGAUUUGCAAAAAAGCGGAGUCUACGAGCUACAGCGCAUAUUAUUCAAGAAGUUCAAUCCAAAGUCAUCCAAUAUUGUUUCUUGCAUCGGGACCUGGCAAUUAUACCUUCAAGACUCGGGGGCUGACUUACUUAAAGUCUACGCACAAGCUGAGAAAGAGGGCUACAAGUUGGGCCUCAAAAUUGUUCGUGGUGCUUACAUCCAUUCGGAACCCAAUCGUGAAAGUGUAAUCUUUCCUGAUCAGGCCAGCACCGACAAGAAUUUCAACUCUAUUAUGUCCAAAGUUAUUGAUGAUCUUCUGACUAAGGGCGAAGAUUCUAUUUAUGGCCACUUGGUUGUGGCCUCUCAUAACUAUCAGUCGCAAAUUUUGGCAACUGAGAUGCUAAAGGGCCAUGACGGCAAAACGGGAAAAUUCAACGUUGUCCUAGGCCAGUUGCUGGGCAUGUCCGAUAAUGUCACCCACGAUCUCAUCGCAAACCACGGUGCCACGAAUUUGAUCAACUAUGUUCCUUGGGGACCACCUGCCGAGACAAAAGAUUACCUCCUUAGAAGACUUCAAGAGAACGGUGAUGCCGUGAGGGCUGAUAAUGGCUUUCCUUUGGUAAUAGCUGUUGGAAAAACUAUAUGGCGGACCAUACUUGGAAAAUCAGCCACUGCAUGA